Messenger RNA from Phragmites australis (common reed), 1830 nucleotides. RefSeq names its product cytochrome P450 85A1-like. Gene Ontology annotation, molecular function: heme binding; monooxygenase activity; iron ion binding. Bases 101 to 1603 code for a protein of 500 amino acids. The record is from RefSeq and is a predicted model, not a curated record. Gene Ontology annotation, biological process: sterol metabolic process. Lineage: Eukaryota; Viridiplantae; Streptophyta; Magnoliopsida; Poales; Poaceae. The transcript is spliced from 8 exons.
CUCCCUCCUUGAAGCUCGGAUACCACCAUUUCUGCAGCAACACUCUGCUUCCUCCUCCUCGAAGUAGAACAGAGGAGAGGAAAGGAGAGAAGAGAAGAAGAUGGCGGUGCUCUUGGUGGUGAUAGGCCUUAUCCUUGGCGUGGUGGUGGCGAGCAGCCUGCUGCUGCGGUGGAACGAGGUGAGGUACAGCCAGAGGCGGGGCCUGCCGCCGGGGACAAUGGGGUGGCCGCUCUUCGGCGAGACCACUGAGUUCCUCAAGCAGGGGCCCAGCUUCAUGAAGGCCAGGAGGCUCAGGUACGGGAGCCUGUUCCGGACGCACAUCCUGGGCUGCCCCACGGUGGUGUCCAUGGACCCGGAGCUGAACCGCCGCAUGCUGGCCAGCGAGGGCGUCGGCUUCGUCCCGGGCUACCCGCAGUCGAUGCUCGACAUCCUGGGGCCCAACAACAUCGCCGCCGUGCACGGCCCACUCCACCGCGCCAUGCGCGGCGCCAUGCUCGCGCUCAUCCGCCCGCCCAUGAUCCGCGCCACGCUCCUCGACAAGAUCGACGCCUUCAUGCGCUCCCACCUCGACGGCUGGGCCGGCCGCCGCGUCGACAUCCAGGAGAAGACCAAGGAGAUGGCUUUGCUCUCUGCACUCAGGCAGAUUGCUGGCAUCUCUGCUGGCCCAGUCUCUGAUGCCCUCAAGACAGAGCUGUACACCCUUGUGCUCGGCACCUUCUCCCUGCCAAUCAACAUCCCAGGAACCAAUUACCAGCAAGGGCUCCAGGCGAGGAAGAAGCUUGUGGCCAUGCUGCAACAGAUGAUCGCGGAUCGGGGCGCCUCUGGUUGUGGUCGUGACGACAUUCUGGACGCCCUCUUGAGCGGCAAUGAGGGUACCAGGACGAAGCUCAGCGAUGAGCAGAUCAUUGACCUGCUCAUCACCCUGAUAUACUCUGGAUAUGAAACCGUGUCGACGACAUCGAUGAUGGCGGUCAAGUACCUGUCGGACAAUCCGAAAGCUCUUGAACAAAUCAGGAAAGAGCAUUUUGACAUCAGGAAGGUAAAAUCAUCAGAGGAUGCCCUUGACUGGAAUGAUUACAAGUCGAUGACCUUCACCCGAGCUGUAAUUUAUGAGACUCUAAGAUUAGCUACAGUUGUUAAUGGUCUGCUGAGGAAGACCACCCAGGAUGUAGAAAUGAAUGGGUAUGUUAUUCCAAAAGGUUGGAGAAUUUAUGUCUACACAAGGGAGAUAAAUUAUGAUCCAUUCCUGUACCCGGAACCGAUGGUUUUCAAUCCAUGGAGAUGGCUGGAGAAGAACCUGGAAUCACAUCCACACUUCAUGUUGUUUGGAGGAGGUGCCCGUAUGUGCCCAGGGAAGGAAGUAGGAACAGUUGAAAUUGCAACUUUUCUUCACUAUUUCGUGACGCGAUACAUGUCUGUUCCUCUCAUAAGUCCUUGUCGCCUUGAUGGGAGAUAUUUACUGACAACGUUGCGGCACUGGUCUUCUCUUGCAGAUGGGAGGAAGAAGGAAACAACACUAUAUCAAAGUUCCCUAGAGUGGCGGCUCCCAAUGGGCUACAUAUCCGAGUUCAAGAUUACUGAUCUUGCAACAUUUUGCGGCUAAGUUUAGAUAGGAUUCAGACUCAGAUAGAAUAACUCUGCUUGCCUUAUCAAAAGGAUUAGAACAGCCAUUUGGUGCUUGUAAAAUGUAUCCGUGCCAAUAGGAAUGUUAUAGGGAUGAUAUAAGUAUCAUAGGUUUACUAGGAAAUUGAAGUAGAAAGCCACCAGAUGCUCCUGUAUUAUUUUGGUUUGACCAAUUUUCAAAUUAAAACAGAAGUAUCAUUUGGCUUC